GCGCUUCGCCACCAUUUCGCUGCGUAAAGUCUCCUCCCCGCGACCGCUACAUUCUGCGCCGAAACCCAGUCUCUCCCGCUCCGGAUUUUAACUUCUUCCCACAGUCCUAGGUGUACCUCGUUGGGUACCGAGAGCCAGUUUGGACUGCCGGCAUCACGGAUUGAGUACGAUUUUGCGCGGAUGACGACUCCUUCAGCGAGAAUUUAGUAAAAGAAAAUCAGUCGGAAAUUUCAGAACAUGUGGAAGGGAGCCUAAUUUCAGCAUCCUGGAAGUAGAAAGCACAGAAGACCUGUGUCUCACACCACAGACAGGGGCAGUGUGUGGUCGGAGCAGCUCAGAGGAAAGAAGAUCUGGAGAGGAGGCGGAGCGGCAGCUCGCCUCCCCGGCUGUGGAUGUGCUGGGUGCCAACCCCCAGGCUGCACAGAAUGUGGCUGGGGAGUCGCCGCGGCAUGCCCCGCAGCCGGUCGCAGCUGCCCACCGCCUGGUCCCUCCGUUCACAAAUCCGUCCGCAGUGCCAUUGUCGGACUGCAGCAACUCCACGUACCCCAGCAUGGAGAACGCACCCACGAACACUUUGCCUGGGACUCUCCCAAGCAGCAACGUUAAGGCCAUCAUUUCACAGGAGGUCCUUUCUGAGGAGGCCGCGUCUGGGACACAAAGACUUCCCACUCCCACUCAUCCUCCUCUCACAUCACAGAUUAACAGCACAGUGGAAGAGCAUCAAUACGGGUCACAAACUAUUAAAGAAAAAAGCCUCACAAAUAGUCAGGAAUACCAGAUCCAGCCACCUCAACAAGGUCCUGGGGCUGUGGUUGUUACAGAGUUCAAAUCAGAGACUGGAACAAAUGUGGAAAUUACCGGAGAAAAUAUUCUCCUGCAACCCCAAUCUCAAAUCUGUUUCACAGUCGCUUCCUCUGCUGGUUCCCAGUCAAGUGUUGGAUUUAAAGUCCAGGAGCUGCCGGUUCACACAGUUCCUCACAGCCACAAAACUCUGUCAGGGGUUGCAGAGUCAGUGGGAAGUGGACAGGACUCAAAAUCUCAACUCCAAACUAAACAAACUGACCUAUCGGAAACAAAACCUAGAGCAGUCGGAGAGAUUUCACACGAUGCAGUGGAGACGAGGAAAACAAACUCUCUGGAUUCAGUCAAGACAUUUCUCCACUCUGAAACACAACCUCAUCUUUUGUCAAAGGCCGGACAAUCCGCACCUGGAAGAGAAACCUCAGUGUCCUUCUGUGUCGCCCCGGAAGCGGCUCCACAGAACAUGGGGGAUGAACCGACUGACGCCACCGCCAACAUGCUGCCAGAGUUCUCCUCUUUGAAGGAGAGUUCCUCGACUCCCCCUGCAGGGUCAUCGCUGCCUGACACAAGUCUAGUGGUCUCGCUGCAGGCAGGAACGCCUCAUACCUCAGAUCAAGUCCCCUCAACCGAGACGUCCCUGAUCGCUGAGAUUCUGCGCUCCAGCGAGGCUCAAGAAAUUGUGGUUGUCAGGGACAGUGGUGACUGGUCCAAUGUGCACCUGAAUCAGAAUUACCUCCUGCAGCGGGAAGACGGCACCGUCUGUCAGGCCGCCAUCGUCAACCAGCUUUCAGCGGGGGAACCGAAGUUGUAUGAAGAUGACAUCCAGGCUGGGGUGGAGCUCCACUCCCAGCCGGUGGAGGUGUACGAGUUCUGCAGUCUGGUGGAGGAGGUCGCCGAGGAAACCAUCUGCGUUGGAGGUGGCGGGCAGAUACCUCACUCGCCAGGAUACGAGGUGAACCUGUUCAACGCGCUACUGGAAAAUGCAGAAGAGGACCUCGAGCCUUCUAUUCACACAGUUGCGCAAGCCGACACCAUCAUCAUCUCCCAGGAGGCGCUGGCAUCGCCUAGUGAUGAUGCUCAUAACCCAAUGGGACAGCAUUUAGUGCUAAAAUCUAACCAAACUGUAGAAGUGGCACACACAAGCAAGGUCUGCUUAGUUCAAGUAGCUGCUGUUACAUCUGACUCGUUCGCCAUUGAGGAGGCCGACGUCACUACGCAAACUGGGACGCAUUGUUCACAGACCAGUUCGGCAGACGUGGGUUUAACGCAGAUGAGCGAUUCCGCAGCAGUUCAAACAGUUUCACCGCAACAGGAAGCGCUUCUAUCGUCAGUAGGUCCAAGCGGGGAACCAGAAAUGUCCUCUGCUGUUUCGGUGCAUGUUUCCAGCACUACAAGUCAGACCCCAGGAUUUGCUGUCGUAAAUGCGGUCAAGCCUGAGUUCUGCGUUUCUUCUCGAGAAGGAACUAGAAUGAGUCUGUCUCUGACUCCAUCUGUUCAGAACGUUGUAAUGUCCACAGAAUCCAAACCAGAGGCAUUCUGCACCACUUACUCCUCUGCUGUUAUAAAUCCAAAGCUGCUCCUUUUAAAGCCAGAAGAGACUCCUCUCCUGAAGCAUCCACCCUCCCUUCAGGCAAAGGUGUCCCAGCAGCAGAAUGUGGAUGGUGCCCACAUCGCUCUGUCUGGCACAGUGUCUAAGGAGUGCCUUCCCCAACCUGUUUUAGCUGCCGAUUCUCCGUUUGUGUCUACAGCUCUUAGCUUUCACAAAGAUCAGAUGCCGUGCUCUGUGCAUAAAACAUCAACGGCAACAAUUCCUGUCAAAGCUCAGCAGACUUCAUCAGUCCGCCCUACAGCUUCAACCAGCAAAUCAGAGGCCUUAACUUUUACCGAAACGUCAACAAAAGAGACAGAUACCCUUCCGCAGGAUGUCUCGGCACCCCAACCCGUCACACCUCAAACCUUUGUCAUGCUUUCAGCUGCUGAAGAGAGGGACGAAACUGAGACGGCAUCUACCAAUCCCAACGACUCCAACAGCUACCCCGACGAUGCAGAAGACGAGAGCGAGGAUAUGGACCAAGAUCAGGACGAACAAGCAAGUGACAUCCAAGAGGGCGAGUUGGGCCAGGUCAGCAGCGCUGAAGAAGACAGCGAUGAUGAAGCAGACCCUGACAGGAGUGAGAUGACGACUCCCAGCUCUACACACAAGGUGCGCCAGUGGAUCUCAGAUAGAGUCACGGUCAGUUCGUCUCCCUCCUCACCGUCCGCCUCCACUUCCUUCCACUGCCCCUCAUCCACUCCUGAUUGGACGACACCUCAACGGGAGAAGAGCUCGCCUCUCAGGGGUCCCCAUGGCAAGUUUGUUUCUCCUUCCUCUGUGGGCUACAGUUCCUCUUCUUCGCCGCCAGACCAGACCACACCCCAUCGUUCCCGUGGGGAUCGGCACGCUGACAUGGCAGAGCUGGCAAAACAUGAAGCAGACAUUGAACAUCGAACCCAGGCUCUAAAGAAAGAAGGUUUCUGGUCAACGAAGCGUCUCUCCCGUCUGCCGGAGCCGCAGCGGACCAAAGUUCACUGGGAUUACCUGUGUGAGGAGAUGCAGUGGCUCUCUGCUGACUUCGCUCAAGAGAGACGGUGGAAGAGAGGUGUGGCCAGAAAGGUGGUGCGAAUGGUGAUGCGACAUCAUGAGGAGCUCAGGCAAAAGGAAGAGAAAGCCAAGAGAGACGAGCACGCCAAAAUCAGAAGAGUGGCCGCUUCUAUCGCCAAGGAAGUCCGGGCGUUCUGGAGCAACGUUGAGAAGGUGGUACAGUUCAAACAGCAGUCGAGACUGGAGGAAAAGCGCAAGAAGGCUUUGGACCUUCAGCUCGACUUCAUUGUUGGCCAGACUGAGAAAUACUCUGACCUCCUCAGCAAGUCGCUGGCGAGGCCGGUGGACACCGAUGUAUUGCCGCAGAAAUCUCUGCCACCUCCUGUUGACGAAGACGACAGAGACUUUGAGCCUCCCUGUGAAGAGGAGGAUGAUGAAGAGACCAUAGAGGUGGAGGAGCAGCAAGAAGGCAACGAUGCGGCGAGCCAUCAGAGGGAGAUCGAGCUCCUAAAGGAGGAGAGCAUGCUGCCCCUGGACCAGCUUCUCAGCACGCUCAAACUGCCUCCCCCACAGGAAUCUGGCUCAGAGGAAGAAUGCUCAAACGAAUCUUCUUUAUCGGCGGAGGAGGAUGAAGAUGGAGAAUUCACUGCCAAUGAGGAGGACGCUGAGGAUGAAGAAGACACCAUAGCAGCUCAGGAGAAGGUGGAAGGAAACAUCAACCAUGCUGAAGAACUUGAUGACCUAGCGAAAGAAGGCGACAUGAGUCUGGAAGAGCUUCUGGAGAAGUACAAAGGAGCGUACGCUUCUGACUUUGAGGCUCCUUCUGCUUCUGCCUCCAAAGCCAGCUCCGAUUCUGAGGUGUCUGGGGAUGAGGAGGUGGAGAAUGAGGAAGAUGAGAGUGAUGUGGAAAGCAACACGUCAUCCUCGGACUCCCCUAACGACAGUGCAGAUGACGACUCAGAGAAAGAUGUAGAGGAGAGUGCCGAAGAGGAGGAGAAGGAUGAGUUUGGAGAUGAGGGGAUGGAGCUUUUGCUGAAGGAGGGAGACCACAGCCCGCCUUCCUCCAGCUCGCGGCCAAAGAAAGAGAUCAGCCACAUUGCUGCAACGGCGGAGAGCCUGCAGCCUAAAGGCUACACUCUGGCAACAACCAAGGUAAAGACCCCCAUCCCAUUCCUCCUUCAUGGAACACUGCGGGAAUACCAACACAUCGGACUGGACUGGUUGGUCACCAUGUACGAGAAGAAGCUCAAUGGGAUUCUGGCUGAUGAAAUGGGCCUGGGGAAAACCAUUCAAACCAUCGCUCUGUUAGCCCACCUGGCCUGUGAAAAAGGGAACUGGGGUCCCCACCUCAUCAUUGUCCCCACCAGUGUGAUGCUGAACUGGGAGAUGGAGCUAAAGCGCUGGUGUCCAGGGUUUAAGAUCCUCACCUACUUUGGAAGCCAGAAGGAGAGGAAGCUGAAGAGACAGGGCUGGACGAAACCCAAUGCUUUCCACGUCUGCAUCACGUCGUACAAGCUGGUGCUGCAAGAUCACCAGGCCUUCAGGCGAAAGUCCUGGCGCUAUCUGAUCCUCGAUGAGGCUCAGAACAUCAAGAACUUUAAGUCCCAGCGUUGGCAGAGUCUGCUGAACUUCAACAGCCACCGCCGACUGCUGCUGACAGGAACUCCCUUGCAGAACAGCCUGAUGGAGCUCUGGUCGCUCAUGCACUUCCUCAUGCCUCACGUCUUCCAGUCCCACCGGGAGUUCAAGGAGUGGUUCUCCAACCCGCUGACAGGAAUGAUCGAGGGCAGUCAGGAGUACAACGAGGGCCUGGUCAAGAGGCUUCACAAGGUGCUGAGGCCGUUCCUGCUCAGGAGGAUCAAGGCCGACGUCGAGAAGCAGAUGCCGAAAAAAUACGAGCACGUGGUUCGCUGCCGCCUCUCCAAACGGCAGAGGUUUCUCUACGACGACUUCAUGGCACAAGCCUCGACACGGGAAACGCUGGCCAGCGGUCACUUCAUGUCCGUCAUCAACAUCCUCAUGCAGCUCCGCAAAGUGUGCAACCACCCCAACUUGUUUGACCCUCGACCCAUCCAGUCGCCCUUCAUCACGCAGCCCAUUGUCUUCCGUACUGCCUCCCUGGUGCAGGAAGCUUUGGAGAUUUCUCCUCUGAAGCGCUGUGACCUUUCUUCAUUUGAUCUUGUCGGUUUGGAGCACCAUGUCACCCGUUACCAGGCGGACGUCUUCCUGCCGCUCCACAGAGUCAGCCGCCAGCUUAUACAGGAGAUUACAGAGUCCCCUGAACCACCGCCGAGACCCAAACCGGUCCGCAUGAAGGUCAACAGGAUGUUCCAACCACCUCCUAAAGGAGAUAAUCGACCCGUUCUGCUGAUGAACAAACCCACCUGCUCCGUUCCACCUGCAGCCCAGACCCCCAAACCUUCUCCUGUCUCUGAAGCCGCUCCGGCUCCUGCUCCACCUCCUACUCCUGUUGUUCAGCAAGUGGUGUGUUCAGUGGUGCCCACAGCUCCAACUCGCCCUCCGAUUCAUCCCGGUCCUCAAACCGCAGUGAGGUCCAGCGCGCCGAAGUCAAUACUGACCGUACGGCCUCCCGGUGCGCCCAGUGCAGCCAGUAUACCGGCCCAUCCCAGUCCGGCUCCCAGCAGCAUCAUGCCACAGAGGGUUUUACUCAGCCCCGAUAUGCAAGCAAGGUUGCCAUCCGGUGAGGUGGUGAGCAUCGCACAGCUGGCCUCGUUGGCAGGACGACCAGUGUCAUCGAGCCAGGGCAGCAAACCCGUCACCUUCCAGCUUCAAGGCAACAAACUGACUCUGUCUGGAGCGCAGAUCCACCAGGUCCCAGCGGCCGGCCCACGCCCAGUUCAAGGUAACGUGAUGCACCUGGUGUCCAGCGGGGUGCAGCAUCACCUCAUCAGUCAGCCUGCACAGCUCACUGUCCAGACCACAACCGCCACACACGCUGCAAACACACCUGUCGCCAAUCCCGCUGCAAACAAGCUGCCGCACAACGCCUCACCCCAAGUGCCCUCCACCACGGUGAGCAGCCCUGGAGUCGUGAAGAUUGUUGUGCGCCAGGCAGCAGGCAAGGAGGGUGGGCCCGUGCCCACACUGGCAGUUGCCCCUUCCCCACGUCUUGCUCCCCAGGCUCCGCCCCCUUCCCUGCACCCUCACACCAACACCACCCCUGUCCGGAGCACGGCUCUCCUGCAGAUUGCGCCACGCGCCCCCGGGCCCGGUCCCGGCCCCGCUACGGCUCACUACACUAUAGCCCCCCUCAGACCUCCGAGCUCCACCCCAAACCAGCCCCAACCCACCCGGCCAGUCCUCAAGGUAGUGCAGCCGCCCCCCUCCAGCAUAGAGCAGCCAGCUCCAACCGUCGUUGCUGCAUCGUCUUCUGUGGCCAAGCCCUCAGCAGCACCUCGAGACAGCAGCGGCCAACCACCGGUAAAGUCGAAGCCCAGCGGGAGUGCAAAGACCAACCUCCCACGCAGGAGGGCACCCCGCCCACCUCUACGCUCUCCUUUCCAUGUGUCAUGGUUGGCUGACGAGAUGAAACGGCAGCGAGACAGUCGGCUGGACUUCAUCUUCCGAGUCAAUGAGCGCCACUGUGGGGCGACCCCAGUGUUCGGCCAGGAGGUUUUAAACUUUCUGACAUUCCUCCCCGGUCCUCAUCCGUCUCCGGCGGCUCUGAAGGCAGAGGGGGAGUGGAGCCGCUCGGGCCACAGCAGCUGUCUGCUCGCGCAGCAGCAGGACUGCUGGUUCCAGAGCCCUGCGUUAAGAGAAGCCAUCCACACCCCUGAUCAAAGAGUGGAGCUCCUCAGCCAUAUAAUCGACAGGUUUGUGUUUGUGAUCCCUCCUGUGGAGGCUCCUCUCAUCUCCAUGCACUGCUGCCAUCCUCCUCCGUCUCUGAGCCACAAGCAGGCGGUGUUCUCCUCCACGCUGGCGGGUCAGGUCGCUCCAUUAACGCGCAGUCUCCAUCGUAUCCAUUGCAACAUGAGGACUCAGUUUCCUGACCUGAGGCUCAUACAGUACGACUGCGGUAAGCUUCAGACUCUGCACACUCUGCUGCGAAAGCUGAAGACCGGAGGCCACCGAGUGCUGAUCUUCACUCAGAUGACUCGCAUGUUGGACGUCCUUGAGCAGUUCCUCAACUACCACGGACACAUCUACCUCCGUCUGGACGGCAGCACGCGCGUGGAGCAGAGACAGGCCCUCAUGGAGCGCUUCAACGCAGACCGACGCAUUUUCUGCUUCAUUUUGUCAACCCGAAGCGGGGGCGUUGGGGUCAAUCUGACCGGGGCUGAUACUGUGGUUUUCUACGACAGCGACUGGAAUCCCACCAUGGACGCUCAGGCCCAAGACCGCUGCCACAGAAUCGGCCAGACCCGAGACGUCCACAUCUACAGACUAAUCAGUGAGAGAACAGUCGAGGAAAACAUUUUAAAGAAAGCCAACCAGAAGAGGAUGCUGGGAGAUAUGGCAAUCGAGGGAGGAAACUUCACUACUGCCUUCUUCAAAGAGCAAACCAUCAGGGAGCUGUUUGAUGUCAACGAUGGGGAGAAAAGGGAGGUGGCUGUGGAGCUGUCUGUCCCUCAGGCUGAGGAAGAGGAGGGUGUCAACAAACAGAGCACCACCAUCCUGGAACAGGCGCUGUGCCGAGCCGAGGAUGAGGAGGACAUCGUGGCGGCUUCGCAGGCCAAAGCAGAGCAGGUGGCCGAGCUGGCAGAGUUCAACGAGAACAUCCCGCUGGACGACGGAGGGGAACAGGAGGAAGUGGAGGAGCUGUCCAAAGCCGAACAGGAAAUCGCUGCUCUGGUAGAACAGCUCACUCCCAUUGAACGUUACGCCAUGAACUUCCUGGAAGCUUCUUUGGAAGACGUCUGCAAGGAGGAGCUGAAACAAGCAGAGGAGCAGGUGGAAGCUGCCAGGAAGGGUCUGGACCAAGCUAAGGAGGAGGGACUAAUGCUCCACCCUACAUCAGAUGAAGAUGACGAUGACUUCAUGUCAACGCCUGUUUCCACUGAACCCACUCAGCAAGCUCCGGCUCGCCGAGGACGCAAACCUAAGGACAAGACCCUGACCUCCACGCGGACCAGUGGUCGACUUCGCGGAGCUUCGCCUGAAACCGAACCUGAACCGCCGAGAGAAGUGCCUGAAAGACUCCGUAUCGGUCUGAGAGGACGAGGAGCUGCCAAAGACUCCACCCCCGUCAAAACGUCCACAUCCACCAGGGUUCAAGACUCCAAGUCUUUCAAAGGCUCGUCUCCUGCCAGAGAUCACCAGACUGUGAAAACGAGGAUUCAACCCAGCCGUUCCCAUCCCAGUCCAGUGCCUUCCCCUUCUACGAGCUCUCCUCCUGGAGGGAAGCAGCAGGGCGCCGGAGAGUCCGACUCCAAAAGCUCCAAAGCAGCCAGAGAGGAUAAGACAGACGAGAAAGAAAGGAGAAUGUCUGAGUCUUCAUUAGACUCCAGCUUUGGAGCAGAACAUCUGACCAAAGAUGAUGAUGGGCACAUGUCUCCUCCCUCCACGAGCUCCAGAUCGCCUCGCAAGCGCCAGUCGGCAGAUGGCGAGGUGCUCCGGGGCCUGGUGGACGAUUCCCCAUUAGCCAAAGUCCUGCGGAAACUUCCAGGAAGGCUCGUCACGGUGGUGGAGGAGAAGGAGCCGCGAAGGAGAAGAAGGAGAGGAAGCGAAGCUGGAGCCUCUUCGGAGGAGGUGGCAGUGGAGGAGCAUGCCACUGGAUGUACUGACGAGCAAAGCAAGGACAACACAUCCCAGAGCCCCAAUGAAAAGACUAAACUCACUGUGGACAGAUCCCCCCAGGAGACCGACUCCAGCCAAAGUCUGACUGUCCACCCUCAGCCUGUCAGAGGUUACCCUCCCUACUCCCCACUUCACCUUUCUCCUGACAUGCCAGUGCUGCGAAACCUUCCUGUGCGACGCAGACUGGAGACCGAAUCCCGCAUGGCGGCUCAGCUGGGUGAGCAGCAGCAGCUUCAGGGUAGAGGAAGAGGAGCACCCCAGACCAAGAAAUCAGACACAGAGUCCAGCGUCAACUGCCUUGGGACGCCUAGUAAAAGAAAGAGAGGCCGGCCCCCCAAGAUCCCCACUGCUUUACCUGAACCUGAAACCAGAGUGACUUCCUCCCCAAUCGAGGACAAGAGCCCCCCUCUGUCCCCGAAGCGGAAGAGGGGUCGUCCCCGUAAAGACUCCACAGUCAUGUCAGAUUCUGUUUGUGAAGCACAAAGCUCCAGUGUACCACAAACCGACAGCAGAGUCCCCUCAGAUUCCCCAACCACAGCUGUUCCCAACACAGUUAUAACAGUGUCUGAGUCCACCAGAGCCAACAAAACACCAACGGAGACUUCAAAUUCAGCACAGCCCUCUGAUGAAAAUAAAGUUGAAACAUCCAUGUUUGAUUCCACUCCGAUUCAGGUGCCAACCGAACCAGCACCAGUUCCCGCUUCUGCUGCCACAUCAAUUCCAGUUGAGAAUCUCCUCCCAUCAACUCUAGUUUCCGCCCCGGAGGCCACAAGUCCCACCUCACCUCCAUCAGUCUCAGCAGGAUCUCCAACCACUGUUGUUUCUAGAGCUGCUUCAGAACCAACCUCUUCCCCUGUCCCUGUACCUUUGGAACCAACAAAACCGGACUCUUCUAGAUCCCCUUCAGACGAUGCAGCUUCAAACGCUAGCCCUCCACCUGCUGCAACAGUCCAAACACUUCAGCCUUCAUUGGAGCCUGGUAAAACAGAAAGUGUCAUCACAACAGAUGACUUGCACACAACUACAACUGCUGCUCCACAGGAGGACUCUGCUGCACCUCAAGAACCAGCUAUUACCUCGACUCCACAUGGAGGUCAGGAGGUUACGAAGGCGACUUCAGAAACACUUUCAGGUGCAACGCAAAUGCCUCAGGCCAACCAGUCAAACAGCACAACUCCAGAAGAAACCGAGCAAAGAACCUCACCAAACUCAAACAUGUCUGAUGAGACUCCUGCAACAGUUACUCUGUCUGCUGAAGACGAUACUCCGUCACCAAAGACAGAAGAGACUGUAGCCCAGAUCCAGUCAGUUUCCACACCACCACCGACUGAAACGGCUUCAGAGGCUCCGGUAGUGCCAGAACAUGAAAGUUCUACAGAAGCAUCUGCCCAGCCCAACCCUGAAGAAACCUCUGACGCAACGUCUGCUGAGACGAACACAUUUGCAGAAAUGUGUUUACCUUCAACAGAGGAAGUCAGCGCAACGUCUUCUACCACUGCAGCAGAAGCUGAGAGUAUGAUGGGAAUCUCAUCAUCAGAAAGUCCUUCAGAGAUUAGAUCUACAUCAACCUCUACAGCCAUGGAAGCAGUGCAAAUAUCAGCUGCCGCCUCUGAUUCGUCUCCUUCGGUUUCCACUACCCAAACCGCUGCAACCAUUUCCCCAGUGGAAGAACCGUCCGCGUCUACCGAUGCUUCUGAAGAGACUCCCACCAAGACGCCUCUCCAGACGGAUGAAAGCGCUGAGAAAUCAGCUCCAAUAAGGGAAACUAAAGGAGACUGUGAAGUAGAAAUAGUUGCAGAUGCUAUGAAGGAUGAAGCAGAGUCCAGUAAGGAGAAGAGCUGUACGUCACCUCCUAAGAGGAGAAAGGAGGAAACUUCCUCUGACCCAGGAAAGGAAAAAGAAGAACCAGAAGCUGCUCCUUUGAAAGAUAGAGAUGAAAAAGAAGCAGACCAGGAAGCUGCUGAAGAUCAGAAACUUUCCAAGCAGAAGAGAUCCAUCAGCCGUGAGAGCAGCCAGGAAUCAGUGCGCUCCUCUUCUCCAUCGUCUGGGAGCUCUUCAUCGACCCUCACUAGACACGCUCACCACAAGAAGACCUACGAGAACAGACAUCCUGCCAAGAAGAGGCGAACAGACGCAUCUGAGGGAGAGCCUGAGGAGAAGGAGGAAGAUGAGGAAGAGACGAAGAAUGAAGCUGUGACGGCUGCCUCUCACAGGAGACGGUCCGGGUCUUCCUCUUCCUCCUCUGACUCUGACAGCAGUGAGAGCAGGACCCGACUUACCCGAUCUGCCAAGCGCCGCCUGCAGGACGAGGAGAAGGAAGAGGGCAACAAGGAGAGCAAGGACGUGAAAAAUACACACAGCUCUGACAAAAACACAUCAAACAAUGCCACCGCAUCCACUGGGGGGGAGUCGGGAAGUGACACUUCUUCUGUCAGGAUGACCAGGAAGUCCACGGGACCUCAGCCGUCACAGGAUAGCAAAGCACAGACAAACAGCGCCCCCUUGUUGCUGCCCGAGCCGGAGGUUUUAGGGAAGCGUUGUUCGGCCCUGAAUGCGGCUGCCAAGCUUCUAGCCAUGAAAGGCAGAGUGGACACUCCUGGUCACACGCCACGGAAAGAUUCAGCAGCUAAAGCUGCUGCUGCAUCCACUUCCGACAAAAACCAAAAGCCUAAAGUCCCGGCCUCUCCUCAAAAUAACUCUGUAAAUCCGAAUAACAACAAGAGCAAAAGCGGCAAACCUUCAACGCCAGAUCAGGCGAGCCGCACUGCUUCCCGCUCCACCAGGCAGUGUCCCGGUCAGCUGGUUCCGCCGCUGGAGGUGGAGUACAAGAGGCCCAAACCAGAGGAGAAGGACAGUAAGAAGUUGUCCAGAGGGAAGGAAGGCGAAGGCCACAGCGCCUGCAGUAGCAUGAGCAGCGACUGCGAGGGCGACUGCGGCGGGCGGAGCAGCCGGAGCCGCAGCAGCAGCAACAGCAGCCAGCGCACCCGCAGCAUCAGCUCGCAGAACACGGAGCGUAGAGGCUCCCGGGCCGCGUCCUCAGGCAGCGAGCGGGACAGCGACAGGAGAGACAGGCGGAAGGACGGCAGGAAGUCCCAGGAGGUAACGAGCAGCCCGGGAGCAGAGGGGAUGCCGGACAGGGUGCUGCGGAGCGUCGCUGCGCUCGCAGCGGUGCAGGCGCGCUCUCCAGCCGCAAGCACCCGCUCCUCCUCCUCCAAUCAGCAACGCAACAAGACAUGACCAGAGUGCCAAAGAUUUACAAAAAGAGUUAAAAGCAGAAACAAGAGCAUGUCACAAUCUCUAGGGCUGCUGUGCAGGGAGUGCGUGCUGCACGAAGCAGACACCUCCCUGCUUCCCUUUCUGAACCGAGCCGGUCCCCCCUCACUGCCGGGUGGUGCCUGCUGGAGAGGGGGGAGGCGCAGGGAUACUGGACUGACGACAGAGGAGGUGCAGCGGUUUAAUUCACCUCCAGGGACGAAAGGUGCAAGGUUAAACACGUAAAGUACUGUAAUUAUUAAAGACUGGAAGCCAGAGGUGGGACUUUACAGCACCCUCUAUUGGGGGGGGUUUCACAUAGAAAUUAAUUUGUCCAACAUUUGCACCCUGAAGUGACCCGUUUAUUGUAACUUGGAGGUUUGAGAAUAACUGCUUCUGCAACUUCCAUCAACUCUCGUUUCUUUUGAGAAGUUAUGCAUAUUUUUAUGAUUUCUUCCAGGGUGUUAGGAAGAGAGCAGGUCUGUCAGAGCGCUGGAUAACCCCCCAUCCCAUGUUACCCCCACCCAGUCAGUUCUGUUCAUCGAAUUAAUUUGCACAUUAAGAGGAGAUAAUGUGGCUUUUUCAGUACGUUUUGGUGUUUCACAUGAACUGGGUUAAUCGGUCCUUAGUAUCUUGCAGUGUAUCUACAGUUUGAAAAAUGUACUGAUUGAACAGUUAACGCUAAAGUCUUGUAUUUAUACUGAAUUAAGGGGGUAAGUGUUUUUGUGAAGAGUGCCUGUCGGGCCUGAUGGUUUCCCGACCUCAGACCACCUUGUUGAAUCUCCUGACGUGGAUCGCUUCACAUUCUCGUUCCAAAAUAAAAAAACAAACUCAAAAUAUAUGAUCAGCAUCAUCAGCGCUAACAGGUUUCUUCUCACCCCGACAUCUCUUCGUCGCCCUCCGUUCAUGUAAGAGGAAAUAUAUGUGAAUAAAAUGAGCGGUACAGCUCCAGAUGACGGUAAAAUUUAAUUUUGAUAUCUGUUGGGAAAGGGUGAUUCCUGGUGAUGGUCUUACUUUUGGUUCGUCUCUCUAUUUGUUGCAUUCCUUUGAUCCCUUGUUAUUCCACCUUGUUUUACUUGAAGAUUAAGACAUUUGCAGUUGAAUAAAAAGACCAAAAAUUG
Molecule: messenger RNA, 13512 nt
Organism: Xiphophorus couchianus (Monterrey platyfish)
Lineage: Eukaryota; Metazoa; Chordata; Actinopteri; Cyprinodontiformes; Poeciliidae
Gene: srcap
Product: Snf2-related CREBBP activator protein
Exons: 33
Coding region: 551-12376 (3941 amino acids)
Biological process (GO): chromatin remodeling
Cellular component (GO): Swr1 complex
Molecular function (GO): DNA binding; histone binding; ATP binding
Source: RefSeq, a predicted model, not a curated record